This is a messenger RNA of Papilio xuthus (Asian swallowtail), 1063 nucleotides long. RefSeq lists its product as uncharacterized. Bases 62 to 1063 code for a protein of 333 amino acids. The transcript has 6 exons. Lineage: Eukaryota; Metazoa; Arthropoda; Insecta; Lepidoptera; Papilionidae. The record is from RefSeq and is a predicted model, not a curated record.
CAUUUUGCUAAACGAACACGAGCGCAGUAUAAGAAAGAAGUUUCAUGUACGCGGUUGCAGAAUGUUAAAAAAAAUUAACAUUUUCUUAAUUUAUUUUUUAUUCCAAUUGUGUUAUUGUGACUGGGUGUCAGAAUGGUUGACACCAAUCCGCGAUCAAUAUAAAGAAUCAGGAAGAAGAAUGAACAAAAUAGACGUUAAAGUAUUAGAUGGAGAUAAACUAAAAUUAUUCUCGGGAAGUCCGGAAGUUUUGGAAAUACCGCGGAAUAAUCUGCUAUUACAAACAACGUCUAAUAUGACCCCAGUGAAUAUAAUACAAACACGAAACCUCAGGAUAACUUUGGAAACGAUUUUGGGUAACGCUAAGAAAUUAGCUGACAGCUUAAAGGCGCAAAUAACAAUAGUUCAAGAAAGAGAAGGAAGAUUAAAGGACGCCAUCGUCAAUGGAAGGUUUGGAAUAACGACCCUCACGGUUUCGACGCUAAGGAAACUACCAAAGAACUACAUAAUUCGCGAUGGGUACUGGACUCUAUGCAAUGGUAUUUUGCAACACCCAACAACGCAAGACGUUACUGCAGCGGCCUUCAGCGAGUUAUACGCUGUUCCUAGAUGCAUAGGACAAGAGGUAACAUCAAAGCCGGAUCCUUGCGUAUUCAAUUCUGUCAUCAAAUACGAUACAAUACCAGCUCAAAAGAGACCGGAAUAUUCUGAAGACGAGUAUCUAUGCCUUAAACCGACGUUCAAUUCAACAUUAGAACAAUACUUCAGUGUAACAAAACGUGUUGUCAAUCAAACAUGUAAAAACGGUAUCAUAAGGAGUAUGGCUGAUAAUGUACUGGAGUGUGGGAUACGAGUGUUAUCAGAUUACACGUAUUAUCCGAACAAAGAGGUGACUUCGUAUCUACCGUUGGAAUACUGCGAAGGAACUCAAAGUUCCUGUAAUCUCAUCGUCGCCUGGCAUCUCUCGAAUUCGAGUGUUGAAAAUUUCGAAUUCAUAAAGGACGAUUUAAACUUUAAAAAUUACUUCAUGAAACCAGCUACGUUCCUAAAUAAUGCGUUAUAUUAA